Messenger RNA from Dichomitus squalens LYAD-421 SS1, 1201 nucleotides. RefSeq names its product NAD(P)-binding protein. Bases 227 to 1201 code for a protein of 324 amino acids. NCBI's taxonomy places the organism in Eukaryota, Fungi, Basidiomycota, Agaricomycetes, Polyporales, Polyporaceae. The record is from RefSeq and is a predicted model, not a curated record. The transcript is spliced from 9 exons.
CGUCUUGCGCUCUUCUAGGAUUUCCGAUCGGACAUUGCUACGAUGCUUGCCUUGUGCUUUUCCAGGAUUUCCGACCGGACAUCGCUACGAGAGAGCAGAUUCUUCGGGUUGAUACAUAUACCGUGGAAAGUAGUGGAAGUCAAACAGCGCCCGUACGUACAGUACUUAUCCCUUUCCUCGGUGUCUGUCGCUUAUCUCACCGUACCAGUCUUGGUCCAUAACCACCAUGGGGGCAGCUUACUCCAACUUCAAGCAGACAGCUUUGCCCGUAAUCGCCCAGCUGUACCCGCCCAAGCCGAAGUUCAGCGUCGACCAGAUUCCGGACCUGACGGGACGCGUCACUAUAGUGACUGGUGGAAACGCUGGCUGUGGGUACGAAACUGUCAAGGCUCUCGUUCAGCACAAUGCGAAAGUCUAUCUCGCCGCACGAAGCAAAGCGAAGGCAGAUGCUGCCAUCGCCACCUUGAAGGAAUCAACUGGUAAAGAGGCUAUCUUCCUUCAGCUCGAUCUCGCGAGCUUGGCAUCUGUGAAGGAGGCGGUGGGGGAGUUCCUCAGCAAGGAGACUGAACUCCAUAUACUAUUUAACAACGCUGGUGUCAUGUGGCCACCUUUGGACGAACUCACGAAGGAUGGCUACGAUCUGCAGUGGGGAACGAAUGUGGUCGGGCAUUUCUACUUCACCGAGCUACUCAUGCCAGCCCUCCUCGCCGGCGUCAAGACUUCUCCUGACCACCACGCGCGAGUGAUCACGACGGCAUCUAGCGGGGCGUACCUCGAGACACUCCACUUUGAGACUUUUAGGGAUGGGCCUGAGAGGAGGAAGCUCUCGACGGAAGCGCUAUAUUACCAAACCAAACACGCGAACGUCAUCGUGGCCCGCCAAAUCGCCAAACGCUAUGCAGACAAGGGCAUCAUCUCGGUCUCCGUGAACCCUGGAAAUAUCAAGACCGAACUGCAACGCUAUGUGCCAUCAUUACGACGGAAGAUCUUGGAUACGCUCCUGCUCUACCCUGCGCCGUAUGGCGCCCUCACCCAGCUGUUCGCUGGCACGAUGCCCGAGGCGCUCAAUUACAAUGGCGAAUUCCUGAUUCCAUGGGCGCGCUUGGGCAAGUGUCGCCCGGAAGCCUACGAUGACGCUGUUGGCGAGCAGCUCUGGAAGUGGCUGGAGGAUGAGGUGAAUGCCUUCGAGUCCCGACAAUAG